GGCCAAUCAUUACAUUCAAUGAAUUGUUUCGCUAAUUAGUAAUUAAAGCAAACAAUUAAAGCGAUCGCUAUAUUAAGUGCUGUUAUAAUAAUGCCAGCGAUUGAGGACUCGUUUGACGAGAGUAUCAACAAUAAUGUGGUCCACAAUAAGGAGACGAUUGUUGUGCCGAUCCUUCACUUCAACGACUGCUAUAAUGUGGAGCCCAGGAGUGAAGAGCCGUCGGGAGGCGCCGCCCGAUUGGUCACCGCUUUUAACUCAUUUAAACACUUGAAUCCAAUGGUUUUGUUCAGCGGAGACAUAAUCGCCCCUUCAAUCAUGAGCACAUUCACGAAAGGCGAGCAAAUGGUUCCAGUGGUCAAAGCUCUUGGUAUUGAUUGCGCUCUUUAUGGCAAUCAUGAGUUUGACUUCGGAGUCGAUAAUUUACUAUCGUUUGUAAGCCAAACAUCAUUUCCAUGGCUUAUGAGUAAUGUCUUCGACAACGAGACUAACCGUCCAUUAGGUGACGGAAAGGUUUGGCAUAUUCUGGACAAAUGUGGCAAAAAAUUUGGUAUAAUAGGGUUAAUAGAAGAGGAAUGGUUGGCAACAUUGGCCACUCUGGCACUCGACGACGUCACGUAUCUUGACUUUGUCUCUGAGGGCAGAAAAUUGGCUAAACUUCUCAAAGAAAAGGAAAAUGUAGAUUUUGUGAUUGCAUUGACACAUAUGCGGACUCCCAAUGAUUGUCGACUCGCAGAAAAUGUGGAUCAAAUCGAUCUGAUUCUCGGCGGUCACGAUCACGACUAUGAAGUGAAAAUAGUGAACGGAAAAUACAUUAUCAAAAGUGGUACCGAUUUUAGGCAAUUCAGUAAAAUCGAUAUCACAUUCAAUGAACAAACAUUUGAUAUUAAAGUCAAAGAAUUUAAUGUCAAUUCCUAUGACUACGAAGAGGAUAACGAUCUAAAGGCAGAACUCGAGAAAUAUUCUGAUGUAAUCGAAGGUAAAAUGGAUAGCGUUUUGGGACACUUAAGCUGCGAAUUGGACGGAAGGUUCGCAUCGAUCCGAACGAAGGAAACAAAUUUAGGCAAUUUAGUGGCCGAUAUAAUGCUCGCCUCUACUCAUUCAGAUCUCGCCAUUCUUAACUCGGGAACCCUUAGGAGUGACCAAAUUCACCACAAGGGACCCUUCAAGUUACGAGAUCUGGUGACAAUAAUGCCCAUGAUGGAUGCACUCAUUGUACUUAACGCCACCGGUCAGCAAAUAUGGAAAGCUUUGGAGAAUGGCGUCUCUCUAUGGCCUCGACUGGAGGGCCGUUUCCCACAAGUGGCCGGAAUUAAGUUUUCAUUCAAUCCGUCCAAACCGGGCGGCAAUCGAAUCGAUCCAAAGUAUAUUAAGAUCGGCGACGAAUACCUCGAUUUGGAGCAAAACUAUAGACUCGUUACUAAAGCAUAUCUAAGUCAAGGAAAGGAUGGAUACGAUGUCCUCAAAGAGUGUGAAGUACUUCAACACGAAGACGAAUGUCCGGAAAUGGUUACUUCAGUUCAAAAUCAUUUUGAGUCGAUUAAAAUAUUGACCGGUAAUACGAGGCGAACCCAUCACAGGCAGAGUCUGGUCUGUAUCUCUCGGCGCACAUCAGUGGUCAAAAUGCAUGACAUCGGAAGUCUUGAUUUGAAUUUAAUGACUCAAAGCUCUCACGACUCGCAAUAUUACUCUAAACACGAAAACAGUCCACUCAGGGGUCCGAUGAAGAAAGUGAUGAGUUUGGACGGCCGGAAGUCCACUCUCACCCGUUGCCCGUCCUUUGAGAAUAUUGAAUACGAAUACUGCAAACUCGAGCCCAGAGUCGAGGGAAGGAUCAAUGUUUUAACUGAAGAGGUUUCACAACAACUCGAAAGAGAAAAACAAGAGUAUAUUUCUUCUAAUCUAUUAGAAGAUCCCAUUCCUGAAGAAGACAAUGAAGUGGAAGAGUCGCUAUCGACUUAA
Messenger RNA from Medioppia subpectinata, 1959 nucleotides. The record is from the annotation of a GenBank genome assembly. NCBI's taxonomy places the organism in Eukaryota, Metazoa, Arthropoda, Arachnida, Sarcoptiformes, Oppiidae.